CAGCUUUCACAAAAUAACAACUUAAACCCUACACUGCCCCAGCUGUUGUGUAUGCCGAUUGACCACUUUGACAAGAUGGAAGAGCAGCAACCUUCAGCUAAUGUGAAUUUAACCAAUGAGUCGGCUCAACUUGUAAAGUCCCUGCUGGACAGAAACCGCAACGCUGUUAACAGAGAGCAGGAGAAAAACCUUCCUGACGACAAUGUGAAAAAUAUUAAUUGGGUCGCAAUCCAAGACUUCACAGUGGACGUGGGGAAAGAGCAGAUUAAGGAGUAUAUCCGGAGUUGGGAGCUGCAACCCUGCUGGCGUUACAGUCUGGAUACACUCUACUGCACCGAGGAUGAGCAUCAUACUUUCUACCACUACCGGGCCCGCUUUAGCACCCCGACCCAGCGAUCACCGAUCCAGGGCACGGCUAGUGUCUAUUUCGUUGUGGACAUAUCCAAAGUCAGACCCUGCAGUCUGCCAGUGGAGGUUUACUUCAUAGUGGAGUCAAACAGGCUGGUGCACACAGCGGGGAGGAGCAGGUUCAGAGAGAAAUGGCUGGCGGAUGUGAUCAGGAGCAAGACUCUGCUCCGAAGAGCCGUGGACCUUUAA
This is a messenger RNA of Scomber japonicus (chub mackerel), 597 nucleotides long. RefSeq names its product A-kinase anchoring protein 14 (gene akap14). NCBI's taxonomy places the organism in Eukaryota, Metazoa, Chordata, Actinopteri, Scombriformes, Scombridae. Gene Ontology annotation, molecular function: protein kinase A regulatory subunit binding. The coding region runs from base 52 to 597 and encodes 181 amino acids. Gene Ontology annotation, cellular component: cAMP-dependent protein kinase complex. The record is from RefSeq and is a predicted model, not a curated record. The transcript has a single exon.